UGAUAUUAGCACCUACAAAGAAUUGUAGUGUUCUGAAACCAUCAGUGUAUCUUAACUGAAAAAUAAAGUCACAGUGCUUUCUGAAACACACAGGAUUAUUAAAUUGUUAAAUCCUUCGAGUUGUGUAGGGUCAGUCAAAUUGAUGGGUGAGGCUCUUCUCUAAUCUAGUUUUGCAAAGUACAGUAAUAGUCUUCACACAUGUUUAUCUGGGGAUAAAUCCAAGAUCUGUGCUUAAUUGUAUACUUAUUUUUGUACUCUGCUCCAGCCUAUCUGUUGCAUAGGGUGUUGUCUGGGAAAGUUCUGGCUGUUUUGUUCAAGCAGAACACAAGCAAAUGCCAUCUUUUUAACUCUGAACUGGUUCAGAGGAAUGAAUAUAUUAUCAAUAAUACAGCUUUUUGUUUUAUUUUUUGGGUACAGUUAUGCUUUCUUUGUGUCACUUUUGUAGGUGCCAUAACUGUUGCUGAUGAUAAAUGUGUACUGCAGUGUAGUAUGUAAUAAGUUUUAAGAAUCACAGCUUUACUAGUUGGGUAGAAUCCAGUAAACUCAAAACUAUAUUGGCAGUGUCAAUUAAUAGUGAAGUAAAUAAUGUUAUUACAUAGCAUAAUAUUAGUGAAUGAACACCAUAUACUAUUAAAAUGAGCAUGAAUGCCAAUAGUUUGGUGUUUAAGCUGCAGUUUCUGAUGGAAAUGUUGAGUGUUCAUUGUUGCCAGUCAAACUGAUCAUUUGAACAGAGGCUCUCAAAGCUAUCCAGGGAAAGAUCUGUCCUUUCAUUCUGCUAUGUUUUCCUCUCAUAUGCCUUAUUGUUGUGUGGGUUCUUAUCUAGUGUGACUUUGGUCUUUAUAUUCAUCAAAUACCGGGUCAGUUGGGAUUUUACAGCUUGUGCUUUCUGCUACCUUCACUGAAGAAGACCUGGUAGCCCAAGGUCUUGUGUGAACUGGCAUUAGCAGAUUUCAGUUAGUUAUUUCAUUAGCAGUGCCUAGUUUGUAGUGUGAAUGAGUUUUAUAUGACUAGGUGCAAUGCUAGUUAUUUCCUGUUUCUCCUAUUUCUGGUGUAAAUACAAGAAUUCUGUUAAAAAAAACCCCCACACCUAAACCAGCCCAGCCUCAAAACAAGAACUUAGUGGGGUUUUCAAAACAUUUUGAGAAACUUUUUUUUCUGAGCUUGGGAUGUCACUUUGCUACUUUUGUCAUUUUUGCAACAGGGAAAAAGAAAAUUACUGUUUUCAGUUUUGAAAAAUAUGGAAUUUAAGUGUCUGAUUUCUGUUAAUGUCAACGUAGUGAUAUCUGCAAAAGCAUAAUUGUGCAUUGUAUUAUUUGGUACAGUCUCAUGUAUGAACCAAAAAAUAUGUUCCAUAACAUUCUGAGAAUAAAUAAGAGUUCUGUUUAAUCCAGCCACAUGUGAAGAACCACAUGAAUAGAAGCAGACUUGAAAUGUAUUUGAAAGCAAGUUGUUGUCUGCAUGUUUCUUAGGUUAUCCUAAAAUGACAGUCCCUUGAUUUACUUCAGCAGUACUCUUGAGUGCUUGGCUGCUGAAAUGUAGAAGUACCAGGGUUCUUGGACUGCUGGCAGAGUCCAGGAAGAUUGUUGAGGUUUUUCUGUUUCUCGGCCGUGCUCAGACCUGCAGGUUUCAGUGGCCUGUGAGUGAUGAGCAGAACCCUCUGAACAUCACACAGCCUUUGGGAGGAGCAGUAUGAGCAUUAUCCUUAUUGACAUCUGGGAAACGGUGUCUCAAGAACUGUUAAAAAGAAACCAAACCCCCAAAGUGUGGCAAAAAUGGACAUGGACAGCUUUUUAUAUUAAAACUUUAUCCAUGAGGCUGUGAACAAAUGCCCUCAAAAUAAUCUUGACUAAUAAAACCUGAUUAUGCAAUAAUUUGUUUGGAGCAAUCCUAUUGUUUCUCCAUUUUUGUCCCCAGUAGAAUAUCUACCUUGGGCAUAUUCAUUUGCUUGUAGGUCUUGUGAGAACAGUUAAGUGUAGCAAAUCUAUUUUGAAUUUGUGGGAAAAAUCAAAGUAAAUUGUGUCUUAAUUACCACUUGUGUAGAAAUUUGCAGAACAUACUGACACAUGAAAAUCUGAGAAAGUACAAAUUAAUCAGGACAGAACUAACUUACUUUCCAAAGUGGGAUAAAUUUUGCCUACUUUGAAACAUCGAUAAAUUAGGGUUUUAUUUAGGUUAGGCUCUCUUUAGAGGUGAUUUGCAGCAUGUCAAGGUGCAUGCACAGGAGAGGCACUCCAGGGGUCAGCUAACUGAGCCAUCUAUUUCUGAGUGAGAAGUGAGCCUCUGUGAUUAGUUGGCUACAAUAGCCUGCUGUUUAGAUUGCUCUUAUUCAGGGAAACCACAGCGGCUACUUGGGUAUCAACUCUGAUUUUUAAUCUUAGAUUCCAGUGUUACUGGUAGAUGAAAUAUUGUAAGUAUGCAUAAUUUUUGUUGUAAUUUAAAAAAAAAAAAGGUCAGAUCAAGCGGUCUGCUCUGUGCAUGAAAAUGGCCCUUAGCAAUCACAGGUUUUGUGACCAGUAAUACUUGUGAAAUAGUGUCUGAAUAACAGCAAAACAUGGUGUUAGCUGCUAGACAGGCUAUUUCAUCACAGUGUUUGUUACUGUGCUGGACACAAAGGAGUUUGUAUGUGCCCAGUAGGAUUACAAGUGAGAUACUAACUCUUACACUGCUCCAAAAAUUAAAUUACAUUGAGGGGAGCAGUGUUGGGCUGUCCUUUGAGCUGCUUUUCUAGGAAAUACCUGCUGUUUGUUAGUUAUAAAGGGGUAAAUAAACCAGUGCGCUUCUUGGUCAAGCUGAGCGUUUCAGUUCCAGCUCUGACUUGAGCCCUGAUUGGCACUGCAAUUAUUUGAAGAAUUUUGGUCCCUCACUUAAGACUUGGCACUUCAGGGAGGGUUCUGGCAGCCCUGCAUGCCAUCCUUACAGGUCCCAGCAGUGUCUGGAGCUUUGUCCAGCUUUCCUGCCUCCAGAGCCCCUUGGAGGCUGUGCUCCUCCUGAGAUGCUGUGAGCAGGGUGUGUGUGCCUCUGCCAGCUGGCAUUAGCUCAGCUAUGAUGUGCCUGUAGAAGCAAAGUGGCACAGGUUUCUUAGCAAUGUUCAGCCCUUUUCAGAAUUUGCUUUUUCUUUAAUGUUUUAAACUUGCACUGGCAUUGCUCUGUUCACCUUGUUAUCUGUGUGGGCCAGAAAAAAGCUGGUCAGGCUCUGUCCAUCUGUGCCUUCAGCACAUCUAAACUUGCCAUGUAGAUGCAGUUUCCAUAAGAAGUAGGUGAGUGUCUCUGGGUUAGUCAUGUCCUGAUGAAAGAAUCUGUAACUUUUUAAAGAUGUAUUGAUUUCCACUUCUUUACCUGAAUGUGAUGAAGUAGGGGAGUGGUGUUUUUUUGUAAGGGAGUUUAGCAACUAGCAGAGAAAAAUAAAACCUUGACAGGUCAAGUCAUGCAACUGCUCUUGCCACCUUCUCAGUGAUUAUUUAAGUGUGGCAGAGUAAACCUUAUCAUUGUGAAGCUUCCUGGUCUUCUCUGUACAAUAGUCUCACUGUGCCUAAUUGUUCAGCUUUCAUGUAUCCUCACUAAUCUGUCUUUUAGUUAUGACUAAAGAUUUUCAUAUGUGUCUUUUGUUUGUAAUCUCUCUAAAUUUUGGUUUUCAUCCCUCAGUUACUUAAGAAAACACAAUGGCUUGCACAGAAGAUUAGCAUUCAGCAUACUCAAGCAGUGAAACUGUGUCUGUCUGGCCUAAUCCUCUUCCAGAAGGAAAGCAGUAACAUGAAUAGUGUCCUCAGUGUUCUUAAUCCUUUUAAUUUUUUUUUUUUUUAGUGAAGACGACAUUAACCUUUUGGAGAAGAACAAAAUUAAACCAGUCAGUAGAAUAUCUGCUACAGUUUAGUCACAGUGUUUUUUCUUGGCUGUCACGCAAAAGUUUGGACAUCCAUUUAUUGCUUUUGUUCUGUUUCCUGAGUUUGUGUGUUUGCAUGUGUGGGAGCAUGCACACUUGAGGGUUUUAGGUUUUGUUUCAUGGAUCACCUCUGAUGGUUCAAGGAGCUCAGGUGAUCCACAGGAUGAGGAACUUGUUCUCUGGACCUGUGCCCAUAUCGAAGUGCGGGGAACUAUGCUGGAGUUGUUGAGGUAAACUGUAUGGUUGAAGUGGUGGCUGCAAACAGAAUUAAUCUGGUUUGGGAGAGAGCUGGUAGCAUUCAGAAAUAAAAUGUCUUAAUUAUCCAAAGAUAAUGAAGACUGAGAAGCAAUGAAAGAAGCGAAGAGGAAACAUUAGCCUACUUGGAAUACGGCUUGAAUACCUCAAAAUUUGAGAUUAAUUAGGGACUAAGGCAAAUAAAUUAUUCUCUGUUGCAGAGUAUUUAGCUCCCUCUUUGCGAAAUGUUCCUUGCAAAUCAGUCUUGCAUGAUGAAAACUAACACCACAUAGCUACUGGCCAGGACCAAAAGACUUGAUAACUAAGAAUGAGGAAAACUGUGCGCAUGUCACAGGAUGGUGCUUGCCCAGGAGACUUCAUGCUUCAGAAUGUAAACCAUCCUCGGGUGAAGCUGGGGCAAGAAUUCCCCAGAGUAGCUUUCCGAGGUCACGUCCGCUCCCUUCCCAAACUGAUGGAGAUAACUCAUGCUUCCCAUGCAAGUCACGGCAACCAUAAAGAAAACAGUCCUUUCCUAAACAGUUCAGAAGCUGGCAAGGGAGGUGAUUACUAUGACAGAAAUCUGGCCUUGUUUGAGGAAGAACUUGAUAUACGACCAAAAGUGUCAUCUCUGCUUGGCAAGUUGGUCAACUACACAAAUCUUACUCAAGGUGUCAAAGAACAUGAAGAAGCUGAAAAUACUGAUGGAUCGAAGAAGAAAGUAUCAAAAUCACCCAGCAUGGGCACCCUGAUGGGGGUGUAUUUGCCAUGCAUGCAGAAUAUCUUCGGGGUUAUUCUCUUCCUUCGGCUGACUUGGAUGGUGGGGAUGGCUGGAGUUCUUCAGUCCUUCCUGAUUGUAUUGCUUUGCUGCUGUUGUACUAUGUUGACAACCAUAUCAAUGAGUGCAAUUGCCACGAAUGGUGUUGUUCCAGCUGGUGGCUCCUAUUUCAUGAUAUCUAGGUCACUGGGCCCAGAGUUUGGUGGAGCUGUAGGGCUGUGUUUUUAUUUGGGAACAACAUUUGCAGGAGCCAUGUAUAUCCUUGGUGCCAUUGAGAUCUUAUUGACAUACAUUGUGCCACAAGCAGCAAUUUUCCAUCCAUCUGGUGCCCACGAUGCAUCCAGUGCCAUGCUGAACAACAUGAGGGUGUAUGGCACUGUGUUCCUCAUCCUGAUGGCAGUGGUGGUGUUUGUAGGUGUGAAGUAUGUGAACAAAUUUGCUUCCCUCUUCUUGGCCUGUGUAGUAAUAUCCAUCCUGUCCAUUUAUGCUGGAGCUAUCAAGUCCAUCUUUGAUCCACCUGAAUUUCCGAUUUGCAUGUUGGGCAACAGGACUCUAUCAAGAGAUCAGUUUGAUGUUUGUGCCAAAACUGUAGUUAAGGAUAACAUAACUGUGGCCUCUAAACUUUGGGAGCUCUUCUGCCACAGCACAAACUUAACCACCGAGCACUGUGAUGAAUAUUUCCUAAUGAACAAUGUCUCAGAGAUAGCAGGAAUUCCAGGAGCUGCUAGUGGCAUUUUAAUAGACAACUUAUGGAGCAAUUAUUUGGAGAAAGGAGAGAUACUGGAGAGAGCACAUCAGCCCUCUGUGGAUGUAGCAGGGCAGAAGAACAACCUGCACCUGUAUGUGCUGUCGGAUAUCACCACGUCGUUCAUGGUGCUGGUUGGCAUCUUCUUCCCUUCAGUGACUGGUAUCAUGGCUGGUUCAAACAGAUCAGGGGACCUCAAAGAUGCACAGAAAUCCAUCCCUGUUGGAACAAUUCUUGCCAUUGUCACCACAUCUCUAGUCUACUUCAGUUGUGUGCUGUUAUUUGGAGCCUGCAUAGAAGGUGUUGUCCUGAGAGAUAAGUUCGGCGAUGCAGUGAACAAGAACUUGGUGGUGGGCACCCUGUCCUGGCCCUCACCCUGGGUCAUUGUCAUCGGGUCCUUCUUCUCCACCUGUGGGGCAGGUUUGCAGAGCCUCACCGGGGCCCCCCGGCUGCUGCAGGCCAUAGCCAAGGACAACAUCAUCCCUUUCCUCUGGAUCUUUGGUCAUGGAAAAGCGAAUGGUGAACCGACGUGGGCUCUUCUGUUAACAGCAUUAAUUGCUGAGCUAGGAAUCCUUAUUGCUUCACUUGACAUGGUGGCUCCAAUCCUCUCAAUGUUUUUCUUGAUGUGUUACCUCUUUGUUAAUCUUGCAUGUGCAGUCCAGACACUUCUGAGAACCCCAAACUGGCGACCCCGCUUUAAAUAUUACCACUGGGCCCUCUCAUUUUUAGGCAUGAGUAUUUGCCUGGCACUGAUGUUCAUUUCAUCUUGGUAUUAUGCUUUGGUAGCUAUGCUUAUUGCAGGCAUGAUUUACAAGUACAUUGAAUACCAAGGUGCAGAGAAGGAGUGGGGUGAUGGCAUCCGGGGGCUGUCGCUGAGCGCAGCGAGGUACGCCUUACUCCGACUGGAGGAGGGCCCUCCACACACCAAGAACUGGAGGCCUCAGUUGCUGGUGCUUCUGAAACUUGAUGAAGAUUUGCAUGUAAAAUACCCCAGACUGUUAACAUUUGCAUCCCAGCUGAAAGCUGGUAAAGGUUUGACUAUCAUAGGAUCAGUCAUCCAAGGGAAUUUCUUGGAAACUUAUGGAGAAGCUCAGGCUGCUGAGCAGACUAUUAAGAAUAUGAUGGAAAUUGAGAAGGUUAAAGGAUUUUGUCAAGUAGUUGUAGCCAAUAAAGUUCGAGAGGGAAUUGCUCACUUGAUCCAGUCCUGUGGACUCGGUGGCAUGAAGCACAACACUGUGGUUUUGGGGUGGCCCUAUGGCUGGAGACAGAGUGAAGAUCCAAGGUCUUGGAAGACGUUUAUAGGUACUGUUCGCUGCACAACUGCAGCUCAUCUGGCUCUGCUGGUUCCCAAAAAUGUGUCCUUCUACCCCAGCAACCAUGAGCGUUACAAUGAAGGCAACAUUGAUGUGUGGUGGAUUGUCCAUGAUGGAGGCAUGCUGAUGUUGCUUCCUUUUCUGCUCAAGCAGCACAAAGUUUGGAGAAAAUGCAAAAUGAGAAUUUUUACUGUUGCUCAGAUGGAUGAUAACAGCAUCCAGAUGAAGAAGGAUUUGGCUACUUUCCUCUAUCAACUCCGUAUAGAGGCAGAGGUAGAAGUGGUAGAAAUGCACAAUAGUGAUAUCUCAGCAUAUACUUACGAGAGAACUCUUAUGAUGGAGCAGAGAUCUCAGAUGCUGAGGCAAAUGAGGCUGACAAAAACUGAGAGGGAAAGGGAGGCUCAGCUUGUAAAGGACAGACAUUCAGUAGCACGUCUGGAGAGCCUCUACUCGGAUGAAGAAGAUGAGGGAGACCCUGUUCCUGAGAAUAUCCAGAUGACCUGGACAAAAGAGAAAUGUGAUGCUGAGAAGCGGAACCGAGGCAGUGCUGUGGGAAGCUUUAGAGAUCUCAUCAGCAUUAAGCCAGGGUGGGAAAACUUGAACCAGUCUAAUGUCCGAAGGAUGCACACAGCAGUCAAGCUAAAUGAAGUCAUUGUAAAUAGAUCCCAUGAUGCCAGACUUGUGCUCCUCAACAUGCCAGGUCCUCCGAAGAAUACUGAUGGAGAUGAAAACUACAUGGAGUUUCUGGAAGUCUUGACUGAAGGUCUGGAGAGGGUACUACUUGUCAGAGGCGGUGGCCGAGAGGUCAUCACCAUUUACUCCUGAUUUAGAAGCUUCUAACCUGGUCUACAUUUACCUUCUUGGCCAUUACGGACAUUCCAGUUUUAAAGGGAGAAGAAAAGAAAGGUUUUUUGCCUAAAUUUCUCCUCAUCCAGUCCUGUUCAUUGUUUUUCCAUUUGCAACAUACAUAUCUUUCAGGACUGCAGUAUUUGUUACACCAUCCAAUUAGCAACAUAAAUUGGAAGCUGCCACAUUAUUCAGUUUCUGCUUUGGUACCCCAGCAUUUGUGCAUGUAGUUUUAACACUAAACCUAUUUUUAGUCAGCACUGCUAAGUGCAGUAUUUUUAGUAACUGUAUGUAAAGUUAGGACAUGAAAGCCAGUUACUGUAAAAAGAUUUAAAAAGCUUUUUUAUAUUAGGUUUGAGAGAUAGAAGUGCAUUAUAUAGCAGCUAGUUUCUGCUGAAGUUCAGCUAUGAAGCAUUUUCUAAGAGCACACUAAAUUGUAAGAGAGAACUGAAAAAGCUUUCCUUUUCUGGGUUUAUUUCCAGAACUAAACUCUCAGUAUUCGGUAAGAAUUUAUACUUUUAAUACAUUUAUUGAUAGAGAUUUAAAUAAAUUAUGUUGAUAUAGUUGAAAUUAUGUAUGUAGCUUGCUAUAAGUUUUGUUGCUUCUGAGACUUCAGGUUGUGUGAGGCCAGAUCCCUAUUUAUUUUUGUAUUUAUUUGUCAGAAAUAUCGGAUAUGCAGAUACAGACUGUUUAGGAGAACAGAGAUCUCACAAUAAAUUCUGAAUCACCAGUGGAUUGAAGGACCAGUCCUGUGCAGUUCUUCCAUGCUUUAAAUUUCUUGCAGACCAUCCCUCAAAAGUACAUUGAGCAUGUUGGAGUCCCGUGUAGAGCCAGUGCUGUGCUGCACUCACAGCGAUGGGAUUGCACUUGCACAAGUACAGGGACCUGCUGCUUCAUUGUCUGCUUUAUGCCCUUAGAGGGAAAAGAAGACCUAUAUUAACCAAUAAGUCUCUGGAGAUUUUAUCAAGCCCAUUAAGUUGUACUUUAUGUACAGAACAUUCGUAUUUUUUCAAUAAAAUGUUGCAUACACUUUGAA
Molecule: messenger RNA, 8829 nt
Organism: Cinclus cinclus
Lineage: Eukaryota; Metazoa; Chordata; Aves; Passeriformes; Cinclidae
Gene: SLC12A4
Product: solute carrier family 12 member 4
Exons: 25
Coding region: 4443-7772 (1109 amino acids)
Biological process (GO): potassium ion homeostasis; chloride transmembrane transport; potassium ion import across plasma membrane
Cellular component (GO): membrane
Molecular function (GO): potassium:chloride symporter activity
Source: RefSeq, a predicted model, not a curated record